GUUUCAACGACCAGGAAGAAAGAAGAAAAGUGUUUAUUUUUUGACUGUAGGAACAACUAGUGUCCCAUCAUGCCUCGCUCCUUCUUAGUGAAGAAAGUGAAACUUGACGAUUUUUCCGCUGCAGAGCUGGAGAGCUCGUAUGGUCACAGCAGAAGAGAAGAGCUCAGUCUGCGAUUCCAUCAUCAUGACAAAGGCUAUGUCAGCAAUUAUCUGAGUCCAUCUCCAUAUGAUGAUGUGGUUGGAAGUGACGCCUCUGUCAUCUCUAAAGUACCCUCCCCCGGCCAUCCGUCAAUCAUCUAUGGGCGCAUUGAUGACACCUACUCUGGUAUUCACGGGGAUAUCCAUGGAGAUUCUGACCAGCCGGACAGCCCGCGGUCUGAGGUGUCAUCAUCAGCUGGUGGAUACAUCAAUGGGGAUGCGGCGGUGAGUGAAGGAUACACAGUUGAUGCUUUUUUCAUCAUGGAUGGACGAUCGAGGAGAAAAGCCACCACAAACCCUCGAGGAGCCACGCAGAGGCACACCUGCAGUGAGUGCGGCAAAACCUACGCCACGUCCUCCAACCUGAGCCGGCACAAGCAGACGCACCGGAGCAUAGACAGCAAGAUGGCGAAAAAAUGCCCCACGUGUGGUAAAGUCUACGUCUCCAUGCCGGCCAUGGCCAUGCACCUGCUGACCCAUGACCUUAAGCACAAGUGUGAUGUAUGUGGCAAAGCGUUCAGCAGGCCGUGGCUGCUGCAGGGUCACAUGCGCUCGCACACUGGGGAGAAGCCCUUUGGGUGCGCGCACUGCGGCAAGGCGUUUGCUGACCGGUCAAACCUGCGGGCUCACAUGCAGACGCACUCGGCCUUCAAGCACUACAAGUGUAAACGCUGCGACAAGACGUUUGCACUCAAGAGUUACCUAAACAAGCACUACGAGUCAGCGUGUUUCAAAGGGGCUUUCUCCCCGAUGAGCUCACUGGGGGAAUGAUGGAGCCAGAAAAUGUCUUUUUUAGUUUAUUAAUAUCAGAUUUUACUGGUCUAUUUCCCUUUUUUCUGCUUUCCCAACAAGGAAACCAGUACGCCUGAGCACUAAAUUGAGGAGUUUUCAUGAAGCAAACGACAAAAAUAGAUAGUUUGAGGACACGUCUGUUUGUAAUCAAGACCCUCCAAUCCCUCCUUUGUCUCCUUUUUCCUUAUUCGGAAGUGGAGUGAAGCGUUUUCGACGCUUGAUUUAGAUAACCACCUGCGUCAAUACAAUACAUCCCUUUCUGAGGCUGUUUUGAGUAUCUGUGAAGAUAAAUAAAGCACAGCACAUCUAGCUCAUCUCUUUUGAAGAUACCUAGAUCUAUUUACGUCCAUAUCUGUCCCCGUCCCACGACAAAACCACUCUGAAGCACAAUCCCUCUCCCAUCUCUUUGUCUUCCUGAGACAGGAAUGUCACGGGACUUUAAAGCAUGAACCACACUGUCAGUUUUCUUGCAAAGAGAUUCGAUGAACUUUUGUAUUUACUGCUUUUUUAGAGAACAAACAUUUAAUCUAAGGGUACGUCUAGUAUCCUGCUUUUGAAACUAACCUUGGACUAAACUUGUGAGAAGUUAAAGCAACAAGACAAAGAAAUGACACAGCAU
This is a messenger RNA of Cheilinus undulatus (humphead wrasse), 1609 nucleotides long. Its product is annotated as transcriptional repressor scratch 1-like. Gene Ontology annotation, molecular function: DNA-binding transcription factor activity, RNA polymerase II-specific; RNA polymerase II cis-regulatory region sequence-specific DNA binding. The record is from RefSeq and is a predicted model, not a curated record. The coding region runs from base 70 to 969 and encodes 299 amino acids. Lineage: Eukaryota; Metazoa; Chordata; Actinopteri; Labriformes; Labridae. The transcript is spliced from 2 exons. Gene Ontology annotation, biological process: regulation of DNA-templated transcription.